GGUUGUAAACAUGACAGCUAGAAGGAACGGUUGAAAGUUAACUUCGAGUAGGAGGGGUAUUUGUUUUUGCAAAUUUUGCUCCUUUUCUGCAAAAAUAUGGCUGAGCAAGAAGAAUAUGAUAAUCUGGCGUAUGUACAGCGAUUGAAGGCAGCUGUUCAUUACAGCGUUGGGCAGAUAUGCGAGGAAUUGUCCCAGGAGCUCGAUGUUACGUUCUCUCGUCAGUUUACUGCUGUUCUGUCUGAAGCAACCUUCAAACAAUGUGCGAUUUUUGCUACAGACCUGGAGCACUUUGCACAGCAUGGCAGGCGAUCAGUGAUCAAUGCUGAUGAUGUGAAGUUAUUAGCUCGACGAAGUGCUCCAUUGGCUAAGCACAUCAGAGAUCUGAACGAGCAGCAAAACCAGGAAAACGAAGCAGAGAAGGAACGACGGAAAUCCAAGAAGGUCAAGAAAGCCAGUAAGAGCAGCGCUGUGGACUGACAAGAACAGAUCACAAUACUUGCUAGACAUAUUAAGAUACAUUUAUAGCUGUUAUGUCCCAACUUGUCCCAACUAUAAUUGGGACGAUUCCGACUAUACAUGUAGUUAGAAUUUCCCAAUUAUUGUUGCGACAGUCCCAACACUACAUGUAGUUGGACAGUCCAAACUAUAGUUAGGACCAUUAAUUGCCAUUUGGGGCGAAACACCCAUACUGAUGAAAAAUCUGACCAUUUGUAUAUUUCAUUUGUUGGGGGUUUGGGAGUGCGUUUACAGUUGCGCUAGGCUUAGGGAAAUUAUUGGAAGUUUAUUAACCUUUCCAAGAUCCAAGUUAUGGUAAGGAGUAUCGUCCUGAAGUCAACUAAAAUCAUUCUGGGAUGCAAGAAUUAUAGACUACAUCUUCAGCAUUGAUUUUUCUUAAAACAUGCUUUAAUAUGGGCACAUUCUUCAAAAAUUGUUUAACUCAAAAUUUCAUUGUCUCCCGGUUAUUAUGUACAAAUAAAGAGGCGAGAAUCUACA
Patiria miniata (bat star) is the source of this 993-nucleotide messenger RNA. Its product is annotated as centromere protein S-like. Bases 97 to 477 code for a protein of 126 amino acids. The record is from RefSeq and is a predicted model, not a curated record. Gene Ontology annotation, cellular component: Fanconi anaemia nuclear complex; FANCM-MHF complex. NCBI's taxonomy places the organism in Eukaryota, Metazoa, Echinodermata, Asteroidea, Valvatida, Asterinidae. Gene Ontology annotation, molecular function: chromatin binding; protein heterodimerization activity. Gene Ontology annotation, biological process: replication fork processing; resolution of meiotic recombination intermediates. The transcript is spliced from 5 exons.